UGUGGUGGUCUCCACAUAUCCCACUAGAGUGGAAGCUUGUACCACGUUCUCUCUCUACUGUGCUCACACCCACGAGGCUCACGUUUCUGGGCAUUAGGCUGGAGAUCUUUCUUGUUUGACCUUACUAAUUCUUGAUAGAAGAAAGACUAAUGGCACUUUCAAUGAGCUUGGUCUCUGUAGGCCUCAGAUUUGGCUCAAUUCCUAAAACCAGAGUCAAUGUCACUGGAAGGUUUAUAUCCAGAUCUUCAACGGGGCUUCGCAUUCGAGCUGUGCAAGAGAAUGAUGGACCACGCAGACUAGUGGACAUUAUUAGACUCGUGCCUGAGCUCUCAAGGAAUUACUUUAGAAGUCCUUCUCGGAGGGCUUUGUUUGGUGGAAUCUCCUUGUUGGGUGGAUUUUAUGUUGCACAAACAAUCUCUCUGUCUUUUGGAGCUCUAGGAGUCAAUGAUGUUAUUGCUGCAGUGUUGUGUGUUCUUCUUACAGAGUAUGUGACUAAGUUCUAUUACAGUAGGCCAAAAGUCACUUUCCCAGUUGCUCUUCUCAACAACUUUAAAAUGGGUUUCACCUAUGGACUCUUCAUUGAUGCCUUUAAGCUUGCUAGUUGAUCUUUAACAUCCAAAUGCAACUUCUCAAGAUUCAUGUUUACCCGGUCACUUUCCAAAAUUGAUUACCACCAAGCUUGUACAUGUUAGAACUGGUUAACAUCUAAAUGCAACUUCUCAAGAUUCAUGCUUACCUGGUCGGUCUCCAAAAUUGGUUUGCUUGUGUUUAAACACCAAGCUUGUACAUGUUAGAAAUGCCUCUAGAACUAUUUCUAUAGUUCUAUUUCAUGUACAUCAUCCAUAAUUCCUGUAUUCCAUAACGCGUAAAAAUUAUUUUUCCCUUGUAUUCUUAUAUUUCCUUUUCUUGGUAAUUUG
Molecule: messenger RNA, 917 nt
Organism: Gastrolobium bilobum
Lineage: Eukaryota; Viridiplantae; Streptophyta; Magnoliopsida; Fabales; Fabaceae
Exons: 2
Coding region: 150-605 (151 amino acids)
Source: RefSeq, a predicted model, not a curated record